This is a messenger RNA of Aspergillus ochraceoroseus IBT 24754, 474 nucleotides long. RefSeq lists its product as uncharacterized. NCBI's taxonomy places the organism in Eukaryota, Fungi, Ascomycota, Eurotiomycetes, Eurotiales, Aspergillaceae. The record is from RefSeq and is a predicted model, not a curated record. Bases 1 to 474 code for a protein of 157 amino acids. The transcript is spliced from 4 exons.
AUGCAGUCAGAAGAUAAAACAUCCACUUGGGAAAUACGGCAGAACCAUUUUUAUCUGCUUCCACUCACGGCUAAUCACACUUGGAUCCCGGCUCUGUCUCUAGUCGGUUCUCCACGUUCUACACUAGAGGAGCCCCAGACUAUCCACGUCUCUUCCACAGCAACAAGCCACCUAACUGUGCUUGCACGCGAACGCAGCCAUUCCAGCGUGGACCUUGCUCUAGACCAGGUCCCAACUACUGAUUCGAUUCGACCUUUCGGGUACUGCAUCGAAAUGCUGGCUUGCUUGGUGCUGCAGAUUGAUUUCCGCAAGCCACCGAGAAGAGAUGGCGCGCGUCCUUCUGUUAUUCAGAAAGAUGUCCUUGACUGGUCUCAAAUUUGCAAGGUUAGCAAGGCUUUGAGAGCCACACUGAACGUUCUGGGUCUGCAGCCCCGGGGGUGGAACUUGGAGCAACAGUCCGGCGAAUCCGAAUAG